This is a messenger RNA of Neltuma alba, 2810 nucleotides long. RefSeq names its product pentatricopeptide repeat-containing protein At4g39952, mitochondrial. The record is from RefSeq and is a predicted model, not a curated record. Gene Ontology annotation, biological process: RNA modification. Gene Ontology annotation, molecular function: RNA binding; protein binding. Bases 1 to 2331 code for a protein of 776 amino acids. NCBI's taxonomy places the organism in Eukaryota, Viridiplantae, Streptophyta, Magnoliopsida, Fabales, Fabaceae. The transcript is spliced from 3 exons.
AUGCGCGUGCUCUUCAAAGUUCGAAGCUGCUUCGUCUGCAAAAUCUCGUCGGCUUUGUAUUCCUCUCAUUCCCCCUACCUCCCUCACCAACUCACUACCCUCUCCACCAAAAUCCCAACUUUCCAAUCUCUACUUCAAUUUCACGCAAUUACUGUCACUACAGGCAACUCCAACAAUGUCUUCGUUGCAUCCAAGCUCAUAUCUCUCUACGAUUCCUUCAACCACCCCACUUCCUCCACCAUGGUAUUUCAUUCACUUGAUGAUUCCAAGGACGUCUUUGCUUGGAACUCCAUUGUCAAAUGCCAUUUCUCCCAUGGCAAUUUUUCUCAAGCUCUUAGCUUCUACUCCCAAAUGCGAGAAUCCGCUGUCUUGCCUAAUGGCUUCACUAUCCCCAUGGUUGUUUCUGCGUGUGCAGAGCUGAUGUUGCUAGACUAUGCAAAAAACGUUCAUGGCUUGGCUGCCAAGCUUGGGCUUUUGGCUGAUGGGUCUGCAGUGGGUUCAUCUUUUGUGUCCUUGUAUUCCAGAUGUGGCCAACUGGAUGAUGCAUCUCACAUGUUUGAGGAAAUUCCUGUUAAAGAUGUGGUUGCUUGGACUGCGCUUGCUAUAGGGUAUGUGCAAAAUGAAGAGAGUGAGAAGGGAUUGAAUUGUCUUUGUGAGAUGCAUAGGAUUGGUGAAGUUGAUGUGAAGCCCAACUUUAGAACAUUGGAGGGUGGAUUUCAAGCUUGUGGGAAUCUUGGUGCUCUUUCAGAAGGCAGAUGUUUACACGGGUUAGCAUUAAAAAGUGGAGUUGGAUGUUCACAAGUCGUACAAUCUUCAAUUUUGUCCAUGUAUUGCAAAUGUGGGAUUCCCCAAGAAGCUUACCAAUCCUUUUGUCAAUUAAUUAACAAAGAUCUACUAUCAUGGACAUCAGUCAUUGGUAAUUUUGCAAGGUUUGGGUUGAUGACCAAAUGUAUAAGGUUUUUUUAUGAAAUGCAAGAAAAACAAAUAUAUCCGGAUGGAAUUGUCAUAUGCUGCAUCCUUUUAGGUUUCAGUAAUUCCAUGAAUAUAUCCGAAGCAAAAGCAUUUCAUGGGUUAAUCGUAAGGAGAUAUUAUGUAUUUGAUGAGAUAGUCCACAAUACGUUAUUGUCUAUGUACUGCAAGUUUGGAAUGUUAAGUUUAGCUGAGAGGCUUUUCCACGGGGAUAAAAAGAGCCUAGAGUGCUGGAACUCAAUGGUUAUUGGCUAUGGUAGAAUAGGUAGGAGUGUGAAAUGUAUUGAAACCUUGAGGGAGAUGCAACAUUUAGGUAUUCAUUCUGAAUCAAAAAGCUUAGUUUCUGCAAUUGCUUCUUGUACUCAGCUAGGAGCAACCAAAAUAGGAAGGUCAAUCCAUUGCAAUGUGAUAAAGAAUUUUAUGGAUGUCAAUGUCUCAGUGGCCAAUUCACUAAUAGACAUGUAUGGAAAAUGUGGGAAGAUGGCUUUUGCUCGGAGAAUAUUUGAUAGGAUGGAGAGGGAUGUUGUCUCGUGGAAUGCCCUGCUAUCGUCUCUUGUUCCAGCUGGGCAUCACCAAGAGGCUAUAGACCUAUUUAAUAAAAUGGUUGUAGAAGAACAAAAGCCAAAUACAGCCACCCUAGUUGUUAUUCUUUCAGCUUGUUCUCACCUCGCGUCUCUGGAGGAAGGAGUAAGAGUUCACCAUUAUCUAAAUGAAAGAGGUUUUGAACUCAAUGUACCACUUGGCACAGCUUUGGUUGAUAUGUACGCUAAGUGUGGGCAACUAGAAAGGUCAAAACAAAUGUUUGACUCAAUGGAAGAGAAGGAUGUAGUUUGUUGGAAUGCGAUGAUUUCAGGUUAUGGAAUGAAUGGAUAUGCAGAAUCUGCUGUGGAUUUAUUUCAAAGAAUGGAAAAAGCAAAUGUUAAACCAAAUGAAAUUACCUUCCUUGCUCUUCUCACAGCAUGCGCCCAUGCAGGACUUGUUGAAGAAGGAAAGCACCUGUUUGCUAGAAUGCGGAGUUACUCUAUGAAACCCAAUUUGAAGCACUACACUUGUAUGGUAGAUCUUCUAGGGAGGUCAGGUAAUCUGCAAGAAGCAGAAGCUCUAGUCCUAUCCAUGCCCAUCUCUCCAGAUGGCGGUGUUUGGGGUGCUAUAUUAAGUGCUUGCAAAACUCAUAAUCAAAUUGAGAUGGGAAUAAGGAUUGCCCAGUACGCUGUUGACUCAGAUCCAGUAAAUGAUGGAUACUAUGUGACGCUAGCCAAUAUGUAUAGCUCCAUUGGGAAGUGGGAAGAAGCAGAAAAUGUCAGAAGGAUGAUGAUAGAGAGAUGCUCAAUAGGAAAGAAAGCUGGUUGGAGCAUGCUCUAAGCUAUGAGGCAUCUCUAGAAGUUUCGGAUGUGAAGGCUAAACUGUGGACAUGUCAAAGGACAGUUAGCUUAGAAACUUGGCAUCGAUCUUGAACCCAGUGGCAUUUAAACCAAGUUUUAAUAGAUUAUCCAUGAUUUAUUUUGGCCCUAUCUGGAACGCUUGCAGAGCCUACUGUUGGGUUAAGCAGCUGAUAGAAAUUCCUAUUGGAGGAGGCUUGUUGAUGGCUUUGAGGACCCCUUAAUCCUGAGACAAAUCCUGAGUAAAAUUUUACAGUACAAGUGGGACAAGACACAUUCAUACAUCAACUUUUGCGUGCAGACACAUGAGAUGAAGCCAAUGAGUGCAGAUACACUAAUUGUUUAUUUGAGAGGCACAAAAUGUUAAUUCAAAAGCCUUUCGAUAGUCAAUGGAGGAAAUGAAGGCAAACCAAGAGUUUGCCUGCAAUGGGAUAUGGUCUUCAAGAGUUGGUUCACUUUGCU